Molecule: messenger RNA, 4042 nt
Organism: Alligator sinensis (Chinese alligator)
Lineage: Eukaryota; Metazoa; Chordata; Crocodylia; Alligatoridae
Gene: GSS
Product: glutathione synthetase
Exons: 13
Coding region: 764-2188 (474 amino acids)
Biological process (GO): glutathione biosynthetic process
Cellular component (GO): cytosol
Molecular function (GO): ATP binding; glutathione synthase activity; glutathione binding
Source: RefSeq, a predicted model, not a curated record
AAAAUGCAGUCAGACAAACACACGCAAGUUAACAGAGCAUGUCUGAGCAGACAGGGUCAACCAGCACUUCCAGGCUGACACCCUUAUAUGCCAUGGACUCAACACUCCCCCAAUUUCUUGCCACAGUUGUCCUGGUAGUAACCCCCUUGAUGAGCAGACCCCACAGGAUUUUGGGGCAUUACAGGGAUCUUUGGCUUAGGUAAGAGGAGCAGUACUGCAGAGCAAAUGGGGAAGUCGAGGAAAAGAAAGAGUAAACGAGAUUCGGAGAGAGAGUAUGGCAUCCAGCUUGACCAUAAAAGUUAGUUUAUUGCCAGGUGUAUGAAACUUAUAAUGUUACUAGUAAUAAUAGCCAUACAAGGAGAGACAAACAGAUGAAACGGUUACAAUAUUACAUGGUUUCAAUUGGGUAUUUGGGGAAAUCUAGCUCAAUUUUGAUCAAUAAAAGUCAGGUUUAGAAAGCUAUUCCUGGAGUGAGAGAGAGAGAGAUUAAAAUCAAGUCUGAAGUUUAGAAAGUGGGCUUCAACAAAGAGAGAUAGAGUUGGGAUCUCACCACUCAGUGAAGCAUGAGCUAGUCGAGGUUCCCAGGUGUUUGUUGGAGCUCAUAGACAAGCUGCUCAGCUUAGGGUCCAGAGUGCUUGAGACAGGUAGAGCCCCCAGCACGAUCAGUGAAGAUAUUCCAGGCAGAAAAAGGAGACGGUGAAGUCCCUGUGGAACUGGUGCAGCUUUUGGAUCCAAGAACAGAAACUUGAGCUUGGCAUUUGUAAUGACUGCCUUGUGGAAGGACAUCUUACAUAAUGAGCAGCUUAUUCAGGAUGUAGCAGCAAUUGCUGUGGAUGCAGCACUUCUUGAAGGAGUUCUGAUGAGGACCGAAGAGGAUUCCAAUGUGUCUGAUGUUGUGAACUUUGCUCCCUUCACAUUGCUCCCAUCUCCAGUACCAAGCACUCUCUUUGAGCAAGCCUAUGCUGUUCAACAAGAUUUUAAUCUGCUUGUGGAUGCUAUUAGCCAGAAUGCAGAAUUCCUGGAACACACUCUUGCUAGCACCAUCCAAGUAGAUGCCUUCACAGCGCAACUUUUUAAAAUCCACAAGCAAGUUUUGAAAGAAGGAUUAGCCCAGUCAUUGAUUUUAGGAAUAAAUCGUUCAGAUUAUAUGUUUGACCAUGGUGAAGAAGGCUCUCCAGCACUGAAGCAAGUUGAAAUAAAUACCAUUGCUGCAAGCUUCGCAGGCCUUACCUCAAGAACUACUGCAGUGCAUCGGCAUGUGUUGAAUAUUUUGGGAAAAACAAAGGAAGCUUCAACAUUAAUGUAUAACAAUCCAGCCAAAGGACUUGCAAUGGGCAUUGCCAAAGCUUGGGAGCUCUAUGGCUCAGACAGGGCUGUGGUGAUGUUCCUGGUUGAAGAUAUCCAAAGGAAUAUUUUUGAUCAACGCUGUGUAGAGAAUGAGCUGUGGAACAGGAAUGUCCAGGUGAUCCGGAGACGGUUUAAAGAUGUUUUUGAAAGGGCAUCUUUGAACGAAGACAGGAGAUUAUUCAUAGAUGGCCAGGAGGUUGCUGUGGUGUACUACAGAGAAGGUUAUGUGCCAAAGAACUACAAUAAACAGAACUGGGAAGCACGGUUGUUGAUGGAAAGCUCCAAAGCAGUCAAGUGUCCUGACAUUGCUACCCAACUUGCAGGGACCAAAAAAGUUCAACAGGAGCUAAGCCAGCCUGGAACCUUAGAAAGACUGCUGCCCAACAAUACAGAGUCUGUUGCUCGCCUGAGAGCAACCUUUACUGGCCUCUAUGCUUUAGAUAUGGACAAAGAAGGUGAUAAGAUGAUUGCCAUGGCCAUUGCUGAUCCAGACCGAUUUGUUCUGAAGCCUCAGCGAGAGGGUGGAGGGAACAAUCUGUAUGGUGAAAACCUCAAGCAAGUUCUGGAGAAAACUAAAGACAGCCCAGAGAGAACUUCCUAUAUCCUAAUGGAUAAGAUCAAGCCUCAGCCAAUGAUGAAUUACUUGUUGAGGGCCCACUCUCCCUUGAAAAUAUCAGAAUGCGUCUCUGAGUUGGGGAUUUUUGGUGUCUACAUCAGGCAGGGCAAAGACCUUGUGAUGAACAAGCAUGUUGGUCACCUCUUGAGGACCAAGGCUGUUGAGCAUGAUGAUGGAGGGGUAGCGGCUGGUGUAGCUGUGCUGGAUACUCCCUACUUGAUAUGAAGAGGAUUCCUUUCUACCCUAUGGCUGAGCUAGCCCAAGGGUUGACUUGCCAGGGAAAGAUUUUUUUUUCCUUUAGGGUGUGUUUACCAAAUGUCUUAACACAGGUCUAAUCAAGUGAGUAGAGGCAUUCCUCCUGUGUCAGGAUUAUUUGAGAGAAUGUAUGACCAUAUUACACUAAUAUUAGUAUACUAAUAUUUGUAUGCAGUGCUCCCCUUUUAAUUUUUCCCUCAGAACUGGCUUUUGUUAGGUUUUUCUUUUAUUGCUAUCUUAAUUCUACUUGCUCAGUGUCCCAGUCACCACAUCUGCUCCAAGCAGCCAUGUGAGUGCAAGGCUCUGAAGCGUCCUGAAUGCUCCUUGAAGGAGACUGCCCUGUUCCUUGGAGCUCUGUGGAACUGGGAGAUGGGCUUUCCAUUGUGCAGUGGUACAGAACAUGACAGUUGUGUUACUCUUGAAGUUCCUGAUAAGGGAGGGUUACAUUUCCUUAUUUUUGCUUGUCUUUUUCCAUGUUUUCUGCUUUUUCACGUAGUUGCUGUCUUCAACAGCAUUUGCUUCCUGAGCCAAAGAAAAACCUUAUGGUCUAGGAAAAAGGCAACAAGGAGGAGUUUAGGCCCAAAGUUCUUUCCCUUACCUUGCUAACUUCUGUUUCUACAUAUUAUGUGGGACCCUUCUAGCAGUUAAUGUCUUUGUUUCUACUAGAGUAACCUUAUGGGCCCAGGGAAUGUCUGGGUGUGCUCCUGCUCUACCUACUUCCUGUGAGUUUUAGCUCUUCAGAGCUGAAAAAUCUUCAGAGCAGGAAGUGGUGGAUGGGUAGCAACACAGCCUCUGCCUAGUAUCUUUUCUGCAGAGGUGCUCUGUUUCCACAGUGCUGUGUGCUCUGGGGACUUGAAAACGUCACCGGUAAUCUUAGACUAAUCAGGCAGUAGGUGGUUUUACUGGUGAAGAGCUAAAUCCAAUAGCUUCUGUGAUUUGAAGUGGAGCCAACUGAUGAUGAUGCUAUAAAGUGCGUAGGGGUAAAACUUCUGAUUUCGCUGCAAUGUUAAGUGGGGAAGAAAGUCAAGUGUGCAGAAUUGGUGAAUGCCAGACUUAAGGUAGCGUCUGCUGCCACCAAUAUAUGCAUUAGGGUGCAGUCAUCAGUAUUGUUUCCCCGAUACACACCUUCCAGCAUUAUUGCACACCAGUCAAACCUGGCUCUGAAGAGUCAUACCUUUCAAUUCCCUUAGGGCCUUUUUCUGUGAUGCUCAUGGCUGUGGUAUCCACAGACAUUAAUUACAUUUUCUCCACUGCUCCUAUGAAGUAGGAUGUGAUGAUUCUCUUUACAGAUGCGGGGGCAACUGAAGCAGGGGCAGCCUGACCAAACACCAACUUCAGAAUGCUUGGAUUCACAUCUACAAGAGUGUUUCUUUACUAUAGGGGUUUGGAGAUGUGUAAAAUAGCAAACUAAAAAAAUGCCAGGAUCCAUUGUGUUACAUGGUACUGACAUGUAUGUACAUGGGUCAUCACCUGGGCUGUACUCUUGAGUGUUACUGCACAGACCUCUUGGGCUACUGCAGUAAGUAAUAUGGAAUGGCAGCCUAUUACUACUCUCACCAAUAGUAGCAGGAGCAUUUUGUAAUGAGCACAGACUUUUUUUCUCCAUUCUCUCUGUCUCUGUUUCUGUCUCAUUUUUGUCCCUUCGUUUAUGUGGGUGCACAAAUGAAUUUUAAUUUCAUGCAAUUUUUGUUUUUUGGGGGUUUUUUUUGCUGUUGAACUAUGAUUUACAGUCAAUAACAUUCCUGGAAUGGGAUCUUUAUUCCCAAGCUACUACAGAAGCCAUAUGAGUACAAAGAGAAGCAAGAAACGUACUCACGGUAAGAU